Messenger RNA from Hyposmocoma kahamanoa, 751 nucleotides. It is a transcript of the gene Hlh54f, whose product is annotated as basic helix-loop-helix transcription factor scleraxis. NCBI's taxonomy places the organism in Eukaryota, Metazoa, Arthropoda, Insecta, Lepidoptera, Cosmopterigidae. The record is from RefSeq and is a predicted model, not a curated record. Gene Ontology annotation, molecular function: DNA-binding transcription factor activity, RNA polymerase II-specific; protein dimerization activity; RNA polymerase II transcription regulatory region sequence-specific DNA binding. Gene Ontology annotation, biological process: regulation of transcription by RNA polymerase II; developmental process. The coding region runs from base 131 to 751 and encodes 206 amino acids. The transcript is spliced from 4 exons.
CAUGAUAGAGAAUACACACCCCUGGAGUUGGCUUUCAGAUAAUAAUUAUUUUCAAAAAUGUAUCUAUCAUAGUGAAGUGUAAAUUGUAACCUUUUAUAAAUGUGUUUGGUGCAAUAUUUUUUAUAAUAAAAUGCCUAGAAAAAAAGUGAGAUUGUCGUCCGUAGAUAAACGGAUGGAAGAAGUGGACGAUGACGACUUUAUGUUCGAUGAUAGUCAAUCGAGUUCAGGUCGUAGCGGCCAUGAGCCGCAGCAUAGAAAUGCGGCAAAUGCUCGGGAGCGGGCCAGAAUGAGGGUGCUUUCUAAAGCUUUUUGCAGGCUAAAAACAACCUUACCGUGGGUACCGGCGGAUACUAAGCUAUCAAAGCUGGAUACAUUACGACUCGCUGCUUCCUACAUAGCGCAUUUACGAGCUCUACUACACGAGCCUAGGUCAGCGCACACGCCGCCGCAUCCUUUAAGCCUCGCGUGGCCGUUCGCCUUUCAGCACGGUGGAUCGUUAGGUUGCACGAUUUCUCAAAGGUGGAACGUAAAUUCGCAAUCUAUAGAUUCCUCAAACAGAAAUACCCAAAACAGAGAACCUAUUCAAAACAGAAUGAGCUGUGAAUAUGGACAAGAAUAUGAAAACGACUACGAGGAUAGAGCGUACGAAGAAACGAAUGAAUCGUGCGCACAAUAUUGCAAUUACGGUUACAAAGAGAAUUAUUACGAAAUGAGAUCUUAUUCUUCUGAGAAUUUGGUGAAUAAUGUUUAA